Drosophila busckii is the source of this 3065-nucleotide messenger RNA. It is a transcript of the gene Oamb, whose product is annotated as octopamine receptor Oamb. Gene Ontology annotation, molecular function: G protein-coupled amine receptor activity. The coding region runs from base 602 to 2470 and encodes 622 amino acids. Gene Ontology annotation, biological process: adenylate cyclase-activating adrenergic receptor signaling pathway. The transcript has 7 exons. NCBI's taxonomy places the organism in Eukaryota, Metazoa, Arthropoda, Insecta, Diptera, Drosophilidae. The record is from RefSeq and is a predicted model, not a curated record. Gene Ontology annotation, cellular component: membrane.
CGUUCGUCGCUACGUGCCGUCGGCAUAACCUUAUUGUUUCAAUAAAUGCGCAAUGACAGCAAAUAAAUGUUUGAAACAACAACAAAUCAAGCAAACAGCUAUUAUUAUUAUUAUUAUUAAAAUGCGUGUGUGCAAUUAGUGCAAGCGAGACAGCAGCAACAAUUUAACAUAAACUUGACCGCACCGUUUGGCAAUCAAUUCGGCGUCUCUUAGACUCGCCUUCGCUUCGAUCUAAGCGAUUGCAAUCUUGGCUAUGAUUUAUACACAGCCUGAACUCGACGUGUAAACAAAUUCGCUGGCCCCACGUGCUAUGGCUACCAGUGAAAGUGAAAGUGCAAGCAGUGAAAAGUGAAAAGAACUUACUACUUAUUGAUUUGAGCUACCCAAAAUGCUGGCAAUGCAUUGUGCGCUUCAAAAUGCGGCACAUGCUCAAAGCGUAGUCGCACACGAGGCGUAUACGCAACAUGUACACAAAGCAACUGCUGCCAUGCAAUAAAUGUCAACUAAGCUGGCAAAACUACAACAAGCUGCUGUUACUUGUGGUAAACACACACACACACAGAGACACACACACAUACGCAACCUGUAGAAAAGUAGCGCCAUGAAUGAGACAGAGUGUGAGGAUCUCAUCAAAUCUGUUAAAUGGACGGAACCGGCAAAUCUGAUCUCCUUGGCCAUACUCGAGUUUAUCAAUGUUCUGGUCAUUGGUGGCAACUGUCUUGUCAUUGCCGCCGUCUUCUGUUCAAAUAAGUUACGUAGUGUUACAAAUUUCUUUAUUGUUAACUUGGCCGUAGCCGAUUUACUAGUCGGACUGGCGGUGCUACCAUUCUCGGCCACCUGGGAGGUGUUCAAGGUAUGGAUAUUCGGUGACGUCUGGUGUCGCAUUUGGCUGGCAGUCGACGUUUGGAUGUGCACGGCAUCGAUUCUCAAUCUAUGUGCCAUAUCGUUGGAUCGCUACGUGGCCGUCACGCGACCCGUCACCUAUCCCAGCAUUAUGUCAACGAAGAAGGCCAAGUCUUUAAUCGCUGGCAUUUGGGUACUUUCGUUUGUUAUUUGCUUUCCGCCGCUAGUCGGCUGGAAGGAUCAAAAGGCAGCGGUACAAGCUACGAGCUACACUAGGGGAAAUUAUACGCUUUAUUAUGCCACCACAAUGUCUAGCACACCACAGGAUGAGCAAAUAGUUAUAGAUAGCAUUAAGCAUAAGGCGUUGAAAACUGGCAACGCCUACAAUCCAUACGAUCCAAACUUUGCGCCAAUUGAAGGCUCAGCUGAGAUUAAUAUUGCAGCCAUAAGCAGCAGCAGCACAACAGCAGCAACAACAACGCUGCAAGAUGAGCUGCUGCAUGCCACAACAGCAACAGUGCCGCAGUCGACGCAGCCCUUUAGCUGCCCCUGGAAAUGUGAGCUGACCAACGAUCGCGGCUAUGUGCUCUACUCCGCGCUGGGCUCAUUCUAUAUACCCAUGUUCGUUAUGCUUUUCUUCUACUGGCGCAUCUAUCGCGCAGCGGUGCGCACCACACGCGCCAUAAAUCAAGGAUUCAAAACCACCAAAGGCUCCAAGGGCAUUGGCAGCCGCUUCGAGGAGCAGCGCCUAACUCUGCGCAUACAUCGUGGGCGUGGCAGCAAUCAACAGGACUCAAUGCAUAGCAAUGGCAGCACUCAAAGCACAACAACAACGCUGGGCACACCCUCGCCGGAGCGGCUAAGCAAGUAUGCAACACGUCGACUGCAUCAGCAGCAUGAGAAAAUCAAAAUCUCGGUGUCCUACCCAUCGAGUGAGAACAUUAAUGAGCUCACCCAGGUGGACGACAGACGCCCCAGCAGCCAUGCGUUGUAUGCUGUGCAUUACAAUGGCGCACAUGGACGCGAUUCAACCGAAUCGCAGUUGUAUAGACAGCAGCAGGGCAGCUCCUGCUACUUGCAGGUGGGCAAGACGCUGCCGGAGCUGUCGCGGCGCCAGAGCAACACCAGCGAGGCGGGCGGACUGUCGAUGCAUGCGCGCAGUGUAAACAACAAGAAAAUGGGCAGACGCAACAUCAAGGCGCAGGUCAAGCGCUUUCGCAUGGAAACCAAAGCGGCCAAGACUUUGGCCAUCAUAGUGGGCAUGUUUAUCUUUUGCUGGUGUCCCUUCUUCACCAUCUACAUUAUACGUCCGUUUUGCCAGGACUGCGUCGAUCCGCUGCUCUUCAGCGUGCUCUUCUGGCUGGGCUACUGCAACUCGGCAGUCAAUCCCAUGAUCUAUGCGCUGUUCUCCAAGGACUUUCGCUUUGCAUUCAAGCGCAUCAUUUGCCGCUGCUUCUGCUCCAGCCAAAGUGUGUCGCUCAAGAGCUCGCGUCGCGGCUCGGACAUGUCCGCCAUACGCAUACAAGCGCGCACGCCCAGCAUUACGCCCAGCGCUGCUGCCCACAGCUUUGGCGAUGAGAGCGAACUGCACUCGCAUUCGGAGCUGGGCAGCGAUAUGGGCAGAUGACGUUCAUUUGGGCCCAGCUCAAGCUCGCAGAGCAGCUUGGCUGGGCUACGCAAGACGAGCCUGAAAGUGCCCGUCUAUGAGAUUUGCCAUCCGCUGGUGAUGGAAACGCCUGCGUACUCCUAUGUGGAGGCCAGCAGCGAGACGCCGCCGCCGCUGGGCAAGCGCACGCAAUUGUAGCCCAGGGAGCUAUUGGCGCUGCGCAGUCUGGCAGCCCAUGAAGCCAAUUUGAAUCCAUUAAAGCGCACGCGGCGCACGGUGCGUAUUGAAUACAGCGAUGCGCGCGUGUAGGGCGCAGGCAGCGUUAAAUGUAAAGUGCUAAAUAAUAAUUCAUCUCGUGAGAGUCGUCAGCAAGUAAACUUUGCAUAUUUACGCUGCCUGUUAAGCGCGUUAUAAUGAACUGAUCGAACUUCCAGUGUUGCAAGUUUCAGUUGGUUUAACCAGCGUAACUAGACGCAAAAUUAAAGUUAGUUUAGUUAGACAAAAAAGCGCACUGUACAUAGUAGCACUAAUAUUAUUAUGUUUGUGUGUCUAUUUAAAUAAAUAAAUAGUUAGUUAUCAACAAUUUAAUUGAGAGUUGUACCUUUGUCGUUUAAAU